Molecule: messenger RNA, 551 nt
Organism: Archocentrus centrarchus (flier cichlid)
Lineage: Eukaryota; Metazoa; Chordata; Actinopteri; Cichliformes; Cichlidae
Gene: rpl35a
Product: ribosomal protein L35a
Exons: 5
Coding region: 147-479 (110 amino acids)
Biological process (GO): translation
Cellular component (GO): ribosome
Molecular function (GO): structural constituent of ribosome
Source: RefSeq, a predicted model, not a curated record
GAAAAAGAAAGCCCGCCUUUUUGCUCAGGCAGCUGCGCGGACACCUCUGUUCGCAGUAAUUUCCCAGCACCCCUUUCGGCCUUUCUUUUCCUCCUUCUCUGUGGACGCGGCGCAGGUGAAACCACCUGAAGACUACUACAACGAAGAUGCCUGGAAGACUGUGGAGUAAGGCCAUCUUUGCGGGCUACAAGCGCGGUCUGAGGAACCAGCGUGAGCACACGGCGCUGCUGAAGCUCGAGGGCUGCUACAGCAGGGACGAGGUGGACUUCUACCUCGGCAAGCGCUGCGCCUACGUCUACAAGGCCAAGAAGAACACGGUGACACCUGGUGGGAAGCCCAACAAGACCCGUGUGAUCUGGGGGAAGGUGACCCGGGCGCACGGAAACAGCGGGAUGGUGCGAGCAAAGUUCAGCAGCAACCUGCCGGCCAAAGCCAUCGGACACAGAAUCAGAGUGAUGCUGUAUCCUUCCCGGGUGUGAAGAGGAGGCGGCGGCGGCAGCAGCUCUUUGUUUGUACAGAAACAAUAAAGUGAUGAAUAAUCUGUUCACACA